GUUGACAGUUUAGGGCAUGAUUAUGCUUGGCACAGUUGCCUGGCCACUAAAUUGUCUAUGUUCUAUUCACCUACUUUUCUAUAAUUUAUAACAAGCCCAGCAAGAGAUGAAGAAUGUGAAAGACAUAAUUCUAAAAGAAUAACCAUGGAGAAGAAUAGAGAAGAGGUUACAAGUAAUGAGCCCAAGCAUAGAGGAGUUAUAGCCAUGCCUUUUGUCAUAGGGAAUGAGACCUUUGAAAAGCUGGGGACAAUUGGCACCACAUCUAACCUCUUGGUCUAUCUCAGCACUGUCUUCCACAUGAAAACAAUUACAGCAACUAAUCUCCUCAACAUCUUCAAUGGAACUUGCAAUUUUGGUACCUUGAUAGGAGCUUUCCUCUCCGACGCUUACUUUGGCCGCUACAUAACAUUGGGAUUUUCCUCAGUAUCCUCUUUUCUGGGGAUGCUUGUACUUGCACUAACAGCUGCAGUCUCAAGGCUGCAUCCUCCCAGCUGUGGAACGAAAGCUACUGACAUAUGCAAAGGGCCAACAGCAUGGCAAAUGACUUUCCUGUUGAGUGGUUUUGGCCUACUAGUUGUUGGUGCUGCUGGUAUUCGACCAUGUAAUUUGGCGUUUGGCGCGGACCAAUUCAAUCCCAACACUGAAUCCGGGAAGAGGGGAAUUACCAGCUUCUUCAAUUGGUACUACUUCACCUACACUUUUGCCAUGAUGAUAUCUUUGACAGCCAUAGUCUACGUGCAAUCCGAUGUGAGCUGGGCUCUGGGAUUGGCCGUUCCUAGCAUUAUGAUGUUCUUCUCGUGUGCACUCUUCUUUGCGGGCACGAAAAUAUACGUCAAGGUGACGCCCCAGGGUAGUCCCUUGACCAGUGUCGCGCAGGUCAUGGUGGCAGCAUUCAAGAAGAGACCAUUGAAGUUACCAGAGAGGCCAUGGUGCUCCCUUUUUAACCAUUAUCUGGCAAAUUCUAUCAACUCAAGGCUUCCUUAUACAGAUCAGUUCAGAUUUUUGAACAAAGCAGCAGUCAUAACCCCCAAAGACGAAAUCAACUCAGACGGAUCCGCAGCCAAUCCAUGGAAACUCUGCAGCAUCCAGCAAGUGGAGGAAGUGAAAUGCCUGAUGCGAGUGAUUCCCAUAUGGGUUUCCCUAAUUUUCUACAACAUUGCAGUAAUCCAACAACAAAACUACGCGGUGUUCCAAGCUCUACAAUGCGACAGGCGCCUUGGCAACACGGGAUUCAAGAUCCCGGCAGCAUCCUACAUUUUCUUCAACAUGCUGAGCCUCACUGUCUGGAUACCAAUCUAUGACAGGAUCGUAGUCCCAUUUCUCAGGAAACGCACGAAAAUAGAAGAUGGCAUCACACUCCUCCAGAAGACUGGCAUCGGCAUGGUCAUAUCCGUGGUCACCAUGAUUGUAUCCGGCAUUGUAGAGGAGCGAAGACGGACUCUGGCUCUCACUGAGCCAACAUUAGGGAACGUGGCGCGAGAAGGUGCCAUUUCUUCCAUGUCGGGUUUAUGGUUGGUACCUCAGUUGGCACUAACGGGUCUCUCUGAAGCGUUCACACUCAUCGGGCUUAGUGAGUUUUUCUACAAACAGUUCCCGGAAAACAUGAGAAGCAUUAGUGGCUCUUUCUUCUUUUGUGGCUUAGCAGGGUCAAGUUAUUUGAGUGCUUUGAUGGUGUCAAUGGUUCACCACACAACCAAGAAAUCUGCAACAGGGAAUUGGUUUGAAGAAGAUCUUAACAAGGGAAGAUUGGAUUACUUUUAUUACCUAAUUGGUGUUUUGGAGGUCAUAAAUUUGGGCUACUUUCUAAUGUGCACAAAGUGGUACAAGUACAAAGGGGAUGGUGGCAACAACCUCAAUGUGGACAUGGAAGAUAUGGCAUUAAAAAAGCCUAUUGUGUGAGAUGAACAUGUGAAGCCCAAACAAGGCCCUCAAAGAAUCGAUUAGGUUAAUCUAAUUUUUUUUUUUUUUUUUCUUGGCAAAUAACCUUCACAACGUUCUUGAGGAGGCUCGAACCCCAGUUACACAUGUAUGCUUAGCCGAAAGUUACAUGAUAUCUAUAUGAAAUGCUUGAUAUCA
Cornus florida is the source of this 2076-nucleotide messenger RNA. Its product is annotated as protein NRT1/ PTR FAMILY 2.11-like. Gene Ontology annotation, molecular function: transmembrane transporter activity. The transcript is spliced from 4 exons. NCBI's taxonomy places the organism in Eukaryota, Viridiplantae, Streptophyta, Magnoliopsida, Cornales, Cornaceae. Gene Ontology annotation, cellular component: plasma membrane. The record is from RefSeq and is a predicted model, not a curated record. The coding region runs from base 145 to 1899 and encodes 584 amino acids. Gene Ontology annotation, biological process: transmembrane transport.